Molecule: messenger RNA, 5785 nt
Organism: Haplochromis burtoni (Burton's mouthbrooder)
Lineage: Eukaryota; Metazoa; Chordata; Actinopteri; Cichliformes; Cichlidae
Product: gamma-aminobutyric acid type A receptor subunit alpha2
Exons: 8
Coding region: 1675-2988 (437 amino acids)
Biological process (GO): chloride transport; regulation of postsynaptic membrane potential; nervous system process
Cellular component (GO): neuron projection; GABA-A receptor complex; synapse
Molecular function (GO): GABA-gated chloride ion channel activity; transmitter-gated monoatomic ion channel activity involved in regulation of postsynaptic membrane potential; inhibitory extracellular ligand-gated monoatomic ion channel activity
Source: RefSeq, a predicted model, not a curated record
AACUAGUAAUGUAACUAAGUUACUAAUUUAAAGUAACUUACCCAACACUGGUUAUAACUAACCCCACAUAGUGUACAAUACUAAUGACAUUAAAGGUGCUUUUCAGUAUUCAGAUUUAGAAUAUAUUGGUUUCUAGAAAGAGAGCAACAAAUAAAGCCAUACACAAUAAUCCAUAAACAUAUAUAAGUAGAGCUUUGUUGCAUUCAUUGCAUUUAACUGGACUCUUGCAGGAAAUUAAUCUACCUGCAUUUGUGAUAUUAUUUAGCAAAAUUUAUUAGGAUUGUUCUGAUUUGCCAUUGAACUGCUUUUUUUGCACGCAGACUUGGCAGCCUUGUAUAUCAUCUCUCUUAAAACAGGUUUAUGUUGAUGAAAGCCUUAAAGACAAACAUCUCCCACUAUAUUCAAUGCUAAGCAUGUCUGCUGUCACCAGCAAGCAAAGAAAAUGUAAACAUACUAAACUGCUGUUCUUGAAUUAGCUGAGUCGGCUGUUUGUUUGUUUUUUUAACAUUUAUUUUUCUCAGUGUAACUAUUGCUACCAGUAAUGGCAGCCAUUUUGCUGCUGUUUUAUUAUCUACCUCAUUUCAUUAAGUGGGAGAUGCUGCUGCAUUGUAGAAAUGUACUGUUAGCCGUUGUCCUCAGGUUACAUAUCAAAUAUAUAUCGAUAUACAUCAAUAUAAACAUGUAUCAAAUAUCAAACACUGCACUGUAAGGCCCAGUAGUGAUUGUGUAUCUAUAGGUACGCUAGCAGGAUGUUGUUAGCACAACAUCUACAAUCAUCUGUGUUUAUGGCUAAAUUUGAUACUUUGUUUAAGCUAAAAUAGCUAGCUAAUCAAACUGCUAGCAGGAUAAUGUUAGCACGUCUACAAUCAUCUGUGUUUAUGGCUAAAUUUGAUACUUUUACUUAGUUAAGCUAAACUAGCAAGCUAAUCAGACUGCUAGCAAGAUAAUGUUAGCACGAGUACAAUCAUCUAUGUUUAUUGCUCACUUUAAUAAUUUUUUUUAAACUAAUGGGUCAGUUAGUUGGUAUAGGUUUCCUCUACAGGCUAAUUUAGAUUUUUUAUAAUUUUUAUGACUCCCCGCCCAACAAAGCAAAAAAGAAAAUCAGCAUUUUGGUAUACUCAUGAUUGUGUUUCUUAUGGCUUUAAUACACAACCUAGAACAUACUUGAGAAUAACAAAUCAAAUAUUUAUAUGCUAUUUUGGCCUGUAACAUAAAUAUGAAGGCUACAUUAAUCUAAUGCUUUCAGUGAAGCUAAUUAAAGGAUUGUGGUUCAAACAGGAAAAAGAGCUAAAGAUGGGGGAAAAAUGAUUAAUAUUGUUUAUACUUUCCCAGCGACUGCUUAAAGUAAAAUAUGCCCAUAACCUGAGGCUGUUAUACCAGAGCUGUUGACAGUGGUGAUUAAGUAGAGCUUUAAUGUGGGACAUUAACUGAAUUUAUUUACCAUGAAUCUCUGCUGUGAUUUGCAUAGUCAGUUGUGUUUUGACUCCCAGAUCAGAUGGCUGGAACUGGGUCAUCCAUGUGCAUGAGAAACAUGGUUACGUGUAUGUCUGUGUUGGUAUGCAUUCUCUGCCAGCUACAAUAAGCACUCCUGUGCUUUUCAUAAAUCAAGCUGCUGAGAAGAACUGAAUCUAAAAUGUAAUCAGAGUACUGCUGAAGUGUCCCCUUGUUGUUUUCAUGUCUCUGCUUACUAGAUCGGUGAAUGCAGAUGCCACAUCUGAUUCCUUUAAAAACAACAUCACUCUGUUCACACGCAUCCUGGACAGCCUGCUGGAUGGGUAUGACAACCGUCUACGGCCUGGUCUUGGGGACAGAGUAACUGAGGUGAAAACAAACAUCUAUGUUACCAGCUUUGGACCAGUUUCAGACACGGACAUGGAGUACACCAUAGAUGUUUUCUUCCGGCAAAGCUGGAAGGACGAGAGGUUGAAAUUCCAUGGACCAAUGAAUAUUUUGCCCCUGAACAACCUGAUGGCGAGUAAGAUUUGGACACCGGACACCUUCUUUCACAACGGGAAAAAGUCUGUGGCACAUAACAUGACCAUGCCUAAUAAACUGUUGAGGAUCAAGGAUGACGGGACUCUGCUGUACACCAUGAGGUUAACUGUGCAUGCAGAGUGCCCAAUGCAUCUGGAGGAUUUCCCCAUGGACUCUCAUUCCUGUCCACUAAAAUUUGGCAGCUAUGCCUACACAAUCUCAGAGGUGACUUAUGCUUGGACUCGCAAUGCUUCCGAGUCUGUUGUAGUGGAAGGGGAAAGCUCUCGGCUGAACCAGUACGACCUGCUUGGGCAAACGGUCGGACAAGAAACCAUCAAAUCGAGUACAGGUGAAUAUACAGUGAUGACGGCUGAAUUCCAUCUGAAGAGGAAGAUUGGCUACUUUGUUAUCCAGACUUACCUCCCAUGCAUCAUGACAGUCAUCCUUUCCCAAGUGUCUUUCUGGCUGAAUAGAGAAUCAGUGCCAGCUAGGACUGUGUUUGGUGUAACUACUGUUCUCACAAUGACAACUUUGAGUAUCAGCGCAAGGAACUCCCUGCCUAAGGUCGCCUACGCCACUGCCAUGGACUGGUUCAUCGCCGUGUGCUACGCCUUCGUCUUCUCCGCUUUGAUUGAAUUUGCUACUGUCAAUUACUUCACAAAGCGCGGCUGGGCUUGGGAUGGAAAAAGCGUGGUGACUGACAAGAAGAAAGAGAGAGCCUCCAUCGUCAAGAAGAAUAACGCCUACGCUGUAGCAGUAGCCAACUACGCGCCUAACGUGACCAAGGAUUCCAGUACUCUUCCCACCAUCGCCAAAGGCGGAGCGACGGACCCAAACAAGCCCAAAGCGGAUGGCAAGGCCCAAGAAAGCAAGAAGACCUUCAACAGUGUCAGCAAAAUUGACAGGUUGUCACGGAUUUUGUUUCCUGUUCUCUUCGGCAUCUUCAACCUCGUCUAUUGGGCAACCUACUUAAACAAAGAACCCGUUAUACCAAAUAUGGUCCCCUCUGUUUAAGAGACCAGUUUUGAUAGCUUCUUGUCUGGGGUCUAAGUAAUGAAUCAAAUACCUCCAGCAACUAUGUACACAAACCUUUGCAGAGUGAAGCCCUGGACUGCAGUGUGACCCUCUAUCUUCGCCUGUUUUCUACACUGUCUGCAGCACUUUUAAGAGCCCGGCUUUUUGUAAAUGUGUAUGUAUAUUUAUAUUUAUGGUUUCAUGGUGACAUAUAUUGUACGAUGACUCUAAUUAGAGUGCAUAUUUCUUUCAAAGUAUGUUUCCAGUUUCAGUACGUGGCUGCUGUACAUACAGAUCCAAUGAAGAGUAAACACAUAAUCACUAAGAAUCACGUUUGAUUUCGGAUCACUUCUCAGUGUGUUGAAUUCUGCUGUAAUGCCCACUUUCUUGAUAUAACAGUAUAUAUUUUUGUCUCGAGUGAAAGGGACUGACUAUCGUUUGAUUUCUUUCUUCAUAUAAGAGUCUUUCAACUCUUUUUCUUUAUUUCCAAGCCAGUGCAAAAACACACUUGUAUAGUACUGUUACAGUUUAAAGCUUGUUUUAUUAUCUUUGACUACAGGUAUGGGGCUUCAAUAAAAAAAGAAAGAAAGAAAAAAUCUCCAAAAUUAUCGAAACACUCCCAGAUCCUGAAAGGCUGUGAAAAGAAAAAGAUAUGAAAUGAGAAUGUGUGGUUCUGCCAGCUCGAUGUACCAUUUGGGAUUACAGGACAAUAUCGCCAAAGAAACAAACGAUACACUAUAAAAAAAAGGUUGUGCAUGUGUAAUAUUUGUGCAAAAAAUGGGAAAACUUCAGAACUAGCUAUACCCCAGAAAAAAUAAUUUAUGUACAACAACAGCAGAUAAACGGAUUAGUUUUAGAUCUCCAAAGGGGAACAGAAGAAUUCAAGAUUACCCAUAAAAAUUAUUUUCUCUGGCCAUCAGGGUGCGCAGAUGACCCCACAAAAAAUAAAACAGAGCGGACAGAAGUGUUGCUUUAAGUGGUAUUUAUGCUUCUGUGUUAAAUAUACGCUGUUGUUAUGUUGUAACAGCAAACUCUUUAUGAACUUGCGCCUGAUGUGGACCUACCUAGAACUGCUAUUACGUUAAAGCAGCCUGCAUUAAGCCUGCAGCCUGCUCCUUGUGUUAAUGCAGCCUGCUACAACUAUUCUUGGCCUUCUUUUCGACUCUAAUCGGCUCAAGAACGUCCAACUGGUGUUCUGGCAGCAAAACUGCAGAGUAACGCAGGCACCUUGCCACAAGUGCAAAUGCUGGCAAUGACAAACAUGUGAAUUGUACUUCUGCGUCAGAUCCGCAAGGAACAUUGGAGAAAUCCAGAGUUUCCACAAAAGUUUUGCAAGAUCCUGAGAAACACUUUUCCCUGCAUUUAUCAUACUUCCAUUAGUACCCGUGAAGCUGUCCAGAACACUGCAGGUGGUUGCUAAUGAAUGUAACCCAGGCCACCAGGUCAGGGUACGCCUUGCCACGAGUGUUUUCCCUUACAGUAAGAGCUCUCUUCAGAUGUCUCUCUCUUAAAUAAAGCUCUGAUUUAAUGACAUCACAGUUUAGCCCAAACUCAAAAUAAAACUCUAUAAAUCUCUCCCGUGGGCGUGUGUCUUCCGUCGCUAUGGUUCUUUUCAAGAACUCCAUACUGGCCUGGAAGUGCAUGGAUGUAAAUCAAAAACUUCUUCUGGAUUUCGCAAAGCUUUUGUGGGAUGUCGCAAAAGUACAUCUUCAUUUGCACCUGCCCCCCCCCCCCCCCCUCCCCCCAAUGUCCCUUGUGAGGCUCCGUAACAUUGUAAGUUACGCCAUAUUUGGAACCCCGUUUUAACCCUACACGGCAACCCAUGUACGUAACUACACAUCAGGUUGGUGCAUGACGCAAUGACUUGACUGGCAUGGAAGGUAUAUGGAAUAGGGAUAAAAGGAGUUUCCGGUUACUACGGAAGUUAGGACGUCGAUUUCCCGCGGAAGUCUAAAUCAUGCUUUAGUUGUAGGCUCUGCAGAGAUUCAACACAGAAGUAUAAAUCUAUAAUGCUAGCAAACACUUUGCGUAUUUACACACCAGCAGAAACUAAACAACAUGAACAUUCAUUUUUUAAAAUGUAAGUUGGAUGUUUACUCACCUUUUUGUUCUAUUUUAGUCUCUUCUGAGUCCUUCCAUUAAAUAUAUAUAUAUGAGAUGUCAGUUAUAGGCAGGAGACUGUUUCACAGAAACACCAACCAGCUAAUACCAGAGUAUUUAUUCACGCCUUUAUUACUUUACUUUUAGUUUAGUACAUCUAUUUAUAAUCAGGGGUAAAAUCUGAAUAAUUUCAUGGGUUUAUUGCUCUUGUAUAAUACAAAUGUUCAUGUAACUCAGUCUUUAAAGUUAGGGAAGUAUCUUGGUGGUGGUUAAAAUCCUGCAAAAAUGUCCUUUGAUCUGUGAACAGUAAGAGGAUGCUGGACUCCAAGAAUGAGAAAAAUGUAUUGUUAAAGCUGUUUUGCUCAUGAUUACUGUAUAUUGUGUGAGAAAAGUCAUGUUCAGCCCCAUAUCAGCAGUCAUACAUGAUACUCUAAGGUGUAAGUUUUUUCAUGACGUGAUAUACUUUUUCUUCACAUGGGUAUUUUAACUUAAUUUCUCUUGAUUUGUUUGUUGAAACAAACUUUGCAUGGAGACAAAAUCUAUGAUUUUUAUGAUUUAUUUUCAUUAUGUCCUUGGCUAUAAUUCAUAUUUCUCCAACAUCCUGACAGAGUCUUAAACAUUCCAGAUAAAGGGAUUGUUCACCAGGCGGAUGCUUGAUUCAGUGCACUUUUUAAUAAAACAUUAUUUCAGUUCUUUA